This is a messenger RNA of Arachis ipaensis, 894 nucleotides long. RefSeq lists its product as uncharacterized. The record is from RefSeq and is a predicted model, not a curated record. NCBI's taxonomy places the organism in Eukaryota, Viridiplantae, Streptophyta, Magnoliopsida, Fabales, Fabaceae.
AUGGCUGCCGUCAUGGCAGAAGUCCCUCUUGUUGCAGAUGGUGAAUUUGCUGUGGGGAUGAAAUUCAGUUCAAGGGAAGCUGUUAUUAAGGUGAUGAAAGAGUAUGCCAUCCGGAGAAGUGUAGACUAUCAGGUGUAUGAGUCAGAGCCGAUGACCUUUUAUGCCAAGUGUACACAGUAUAGGGAGGAGUGUGAUUGGCUUAUCGGGGUUAGCAUGAUCAGCAGAAAGUACUGUUGGGUUAUUAGGAGGUUUAAUGGUAGUCACACCUGUACCAGAGCCACCAUUUCUCAGGAUCAUUCGAAGCUGGAUUCUAACACAAUUGCAGAAGCAAUAAAGCCAUUGGUUGAGGCUGACCCCUCCUUAAAGAUAAAAUCAGUUAUUGCAGAAGUGCAAUCGAAGUUCAAUUACACCGUCAGUUAUCGGAAAGUAUGGUUGGCUAAGCAAAAGUCAGUAGAAAAAAUAUUUGGAGGUUGGGAAGUAUUGUACGAAGCUUUGCCGAUUUGGUUUGAGGCCAUGUGUCAUAAGGAGCCAUCAGCUAUCGUCCAUUUUGAGACUAUGCCUACAUACCAAGGCGAUGACUUGGUGGAUGGGACUCACUUGUACGGAAAGUAUAAGGGUUAUUUGUUAGUGGCAGUAUCACAGGAUGAUAACAACAAUAUCGUCCCAAUUGCAUUUGCUAUUGUGGAGGGAGAGACUUCUGAUGCGUGGCACUUUUUCCUUAGUAGCCUGCGACAACAUGUUGUGACUCGGGAUGGUGUGGGGCUGAUAUCCGACCGACACGAAUCCAUCAAUGCAGCUGUGGCUCGCAGGUAUUUGAGGACGGUGCAUGAGUACGAAGUGCGUUAUCAGCGGUUACGAGAACGGGGCGAGACUUACACUAACUGGUUAAAUUGA